This is a messenger RNA of Neltuma alba, 1286 nucleotides long. RefSeq lists its product as uncharacterized. Bases 366 to 1106 code for a protein of 246 amino acids. NCBI's taxonomy places the organism in Eukaryota, Viridiplantae, Streptophyta, Magnoliopsida, Fabales, Fabaceae. The transcript is spliced from 9 exons. The record is from RefSeq and is a predicted model, not a curated record.
CCCUCCGACUAGCCCGCGCCGUAAACUACCGAAUAUACCGAACAGUCGUGUUCCGGCUUCGGGUCAAAUCUAUUUGCGGCCAGCGAAAUGGUUUUGAUCAGCUAACCUUCUUUCCUUCUGAAGUCCUCUCCCACGCAGCCACAGGUUAGACAGUUUUCUUUUGUCUCUGUAUCUUGGAGCAAUCAAAUACUGAGUCUCGGUUGGCAUUCAUAAAAUUCAUUAAUGUGCUCGGAGCUGUGAAAGAUAGAUAACUUUUGCUUCUAACUAUUACUGCUACUGUUUCAGGAUAAUUUAACCUAUCAUCGGGUCAUGAUUGUCUUCUUCUCUUAUAUCCUUGCCCUGUCUUCUUGAAGAAGGUUGAUUACAUGGAUGAUAGACAUGGAAAAUUAAAGAUAAUCUGUGAUCACUUUCAAGCUCCAACAUCAAGUGAAGAAUCUCUUGAAAACGGAACACCAACAACUUCUGAACCUAGAACUGAUAAAUACUCGAGGUCUCCUCAUCAUCAUCUGUGGACUCGAAGUAAAUUAAGAGCUGUUUCUAUGUUGAAAUUGUUUAGUCUACGGAGCCUAUCAUGGGGUUCUGGUAGUGGUGGUCAAGAAAAGGUUGAGCUAACAGCUGCAGAAAUAGAGUCACUUCGGUCAGAACUUGCUGAUAUAGAGGAGAGGGAAGCCCACUUGAAAGCUCAGUUGGAACAUGUUGAUGAGAUUUUGCGGUCCGCUCGUCUCUCUGGCUAUCUUCACAUUCGAAUGAGAUGGACAGCACUACCAGGAGAACCUCCACCCAUAGAUGAUACUGAAGUAGAUGAUUGGCUUCCUCGCUUUAUUGUUCUCCAUGGGGCAUGUUUAUUCUUAUAUUUGUCAUGUACAGAUCUUAGCCCUCAGGACUCCACCCUUUUAUCUGAUGUUGUUGAAGUAGGGCGCUUACCGAGUUUUAAACGUGAGGACGAUGAGAUGCGCUAUGCCUUCUAUAUUCUAACUCGUCAAGGACUACGGUAUGAGUGCUCAAGCAGUUCUAAAAUACAGAUUGAUUGUUGGUUAUCCGCUUUACAAACUGACUGCAAAUUGGAGCCUGAUACGUCAGUCCCUAAUGGUUCAGUCAACAAGUAACAUAAUGUACAGAAUGUUUGGUGAGUUUAAGAUGGGUUGAUUCUGAUCUACUUUGCAAAAGUACACUAAUUCAAUGAUUUUUAGGUGUAAAUAAGAUGGAAGUAAUUGAAUAGAGAUAAUGAAUUGUUUGUCAUUUCUGUCUCAUUCCAGAACUUAGUUUUAACUUUAGGUUUUAAUCAU